Scophthalmus maximus (turbot) is the source of this 2796-nucleotide messenger RNA. RefSeq names its product adenosine A2b receptor (gene adora2b). NCBI's taxonomy places the organism in Eukaryota, Metazoa, Chordata, Actinopteri, Pleuronectiformes, Scophthalmidae. Gene Ontology annotation, molecular function: G protein-coupled adenosine receptor activity. Gene Ontology annotation, biological process: adenylate cyclase-activating G protein-coupled receptor signaling pathway; G protein-coupled adenosine receptor signaling pathway; vasodilation. The coding region runs from base 781 to 1809 and encodes 342 amino acids. The transcript has 2 exons. Gene Ontology annotation, cellular component: membrane. The record is from RefSeq and is a predicted model, not a curated record.
CGUCAUGGCGCAGUGGUGUCCGUGCGCCUCCCCCUCGGAGCGCCUGGUGUUGGGGGCACACCCGCCGCGAGCUCGGUUCCUGAUUGAAACGAGAUGCGCCCUUGCGCGGGUGCGGGUGCCGCUUUGUGUUGUGCACACAAGACACCGUUUACAUUAAACGGAGAGCACGUGGCGGCGGCGGCGUCGCUGGAUGCGGUUUAAGCGCGUAAUUACGCACGGAGAGCCACUGACGCUCGGCCGGGACUCCACCAUUAUCAGCCACUUGUGACCGCGCGCGCGUGUGUACGUGUGUGUGUGUGUGUGUGUGUUUUGGGAGUGGCCUCUCUGUGAACCCCCCCACCCCCCCACAUACACACACACACGUUUUGUCUUCUUCUUGUGUAUCUCCGUCCACUUCCAGAGUUGUGCGCCACAGACCCGCGGAUGCCGCGUGAACGCUCCACCGCUCGGCCGCCGCCGGUGACGACUCCCGGACACGACGCGCAGGUUCAUUGAGGGGAGCGCGAACAGAACCCGGCGACGUUAACACUCGGAUGAGCACGUCCUCGCUUCAUGACGCAGCCACCGCGACUUGUGUCAAGUUUGCGAUGCGGGAAUAAGUGAAGUGAGCCACACAGAGUGAACCCCGUCUCUCCUGCAGAUGGCUGGUCGUGCAGCUCACACUUGUGGAAUACUCCAGGAUUGCAGCAGAAAGACUUCUCUGCCCCUCGGGGACUAGGAGCCGUGUUGCGGGGGACCCGUCCUCUCCGAGAAACAAACCUUUGACACACUCCCGCUGAGAUGGAUACGUUGUACAUCUCGAUUGAAGUAGCAAUUGCUGUUCUCUCCAUAUCCGGCAACGUGCUGGUUUGCUGGGCUGUCGCCAUCAACACCACUCUGAAGAACGCCACCAACUACUUUCUGGUGUCUCUGGCCGUGGCCGACAUCCUGGUCGGUUGCCUCGCCAUCCCCUUCGCCAUAACCAUCAGCGUCGGCAUCCACCUGGACUUCUACGGGUGCCUCUUCCUGGCCUGCUUCGUGUUGGUGCUGACGCAGAGCUCCAUCUUCAGUCUUCUGGCCAUCGCCAUCGACAGAUAUCUGGCGGUCAAGAUCCCUCUGAGGUACAAGGAGUUGAUGACAGGAAAGACUGCCAGAGAGAUCAUCGCCGUUUUAUGGAUCUUCUCCUUUGUUAUCGGCCUCAUCCCGUUCUUCGGCUGGAACCUGAAGUACUCCAGCUGUGGGAACAGCAGCUCCCGGGCGGACAACGCCACAGACGGAGGAGGAGACUUGCUACAGAGCUGCAAGCUCAAGUGCUUCUUUGAGAGCGUGGUGGACAUGCACUACAUGGUCUACUUUAACUUCUUCGUCUGCGUGCUGUUGCCCCUGCUCAUCAUGCUGGGCAUCUACCUGAAGAUCUUCAACGUGGCCAGGAAGCAGCUGAGGAAGAUCGAGCUCAAGUGCGUGGGGAACGGCGACAGCCACCACCACGGCCUGCUGCAGAAGGAAAUCCGGGCGGCCAAAUCGCUCUCCAUUAUCGUGGGACUGUUCGCCGUCUGCUGGCUGCCCGUCCACAUCCUCAACUGCCUCACGCUGUUUUACAGGGAGCUGAAGAAGCCCGACAUCGUCAUGUACGUGGCCAUUAUUCUGUCUCACGCCAACUCGGCGGUCAACCCCAUCAUCUACGCUUACCGCAUCCAGGACUUCAGGAGCACCUUCCGCAAGAUCCUGGCCCAAAACUUCCUGUGCCGCCGGGAGGAGCAGUACCUCAGCUCCAACGGCAGCAGACGCAACAGAGACCAAAUCCACAUGACCGUCGACCCUCUGCUAUAGAGUCGCGCCGAGGCAGAGCAUCACCUGUGUCAACUGUGUUUCAGCCUCUGAAUUUUUUUUUAUUUACUGAGGUUUAUCAUGUUUACAGUACAAGGGUGUGAGAGGCGGAGAUGAACAGAUGUCAAACGCGCCUUGAAUGUGGACAUUUAUUUAUGAAUUGUGCCAAGUAUCAGGGGUCAAGCAGUGAAUUGUUGAAUGGUGAGUCUUAGUAACUUUUGUAUUGUGAAGGAUUUUUUUUUUAAAAACUUAGUUAACUGGAUGUGCAGGACUGUGAACAGGAACCACACUUAAAAAAUGCUGUUUGUCAUUCUGAAUCCACCGUUUCCACUCCAAACACGUUUGAGUUAUUUUGCCCUGCUAUUUUAUAUUGUCAAUAUUCAGCACCAGUGUUUAAUAAUUUAUUUAUUACAAAACCUUGUCUUUGAGAAUGUAAAGAUUUAAAAGAUUUGUGUGGCUGAAUCUGCACUUGUGGACCGAAGGAAGGUACAACAUUGGUCAUCUAUAUCCAACAUUCAUGCUCAUAUCACAGGCUCAAUAUACAGAAAGUGUUUUUUAGGUCUUAGGAGCGUAAACUAUGGUAUUGUUCAUAUCAUAUAUAUACACAUACCUUUGUGUGGCAGAGACGUUCUUGAGCUGGUGCUGCUGCUAAACGCCAGUGUCCACAAAAACGUGUGUGCAGGCGGAGUGACGCAGGAACUCUCCUGCAUGUGGAAAAUUGCCAGUAACUAAAUGAAAAUGAGGACUAAUGCAAGCAAAAACAAGAAACACAGAAAUGCUUUUUCUCAUCCCAUGAAUCAUCUCUCGUGGCCACAGGGGUCACACAUUUUUACCGUGACCCCUGUGGCCACGAUCCAGAGGAGGGGUUUUUUCUGCGGCUCCGGGACAAACGGCACGAUCUGAUUUCAGUCACGCAGACCAGAGACCAGGAGUUGUCCAGUAAAACACACCUGCAGUGGCGCUGCAUAUCAAUUUCCACGUUUCUUAAGA